Messenger RNA from Ricinus communis (castor bean), 1440 nucleotides. RefSeq names its product pre-mRNA-splicing factor syf2. Bases 188 to 1123 code for a protein of 311 amino acids. The transcript is spliced from 7 exons. The record is from RefSeq and is a predicted model, not a curated record. Lineage: Eukaryota; Viridiplantae; Streptophyta; Magnoliopsida; Malpighiales; Euphorbiaceae. Gene Ontology annotation, cellular component: Prp19 complex; catalytic step 2 spliceosome; post-mRNA release spliceosomal complex.
CCAAACCCGAACCUGUUUCCAAUAAUAUUUGUAAUUGGAAAGGAAAAAAGAGAAAAAUCUUACCUAACCAGUUUUACGAUUCCCGCUUUACCCUCUUGACUUUCUUCCCCGUUUUUCUCUUCAACCAAACAGAAGCGGAAACAAUCUCUUUCAAAGUGUAGAAGAAGGUGAAAUUAGCUUUUAAAAGAUGGCUGAAGAAAGGAGAGUUCAUCCAGAUUGUAUAAAUGCAUCUAAUCCUUACCAUGAGUGCGUUGAAUAUUGCUUUAGAAAAAUUGCUGAAGCUAAGGUGCGAACAGGAAAAUUAGAAGAAGUCAUGCAAGAAAUACUACAAGAUAAGAAGGCAAGUGGUCAGUCCACUGCACUUGCUUCUGAGCAAGAUGAGGUGCAGCAUGAUCAAAGACCAGAUUUUGGUGAAGAUUCAGAUGAUGACAGCAAUCCUGCAGUCCAGGAUAACGUGGAAGAUGUAACAAAACUUACUGGGAGGCAGAAAAAAUUGUUUGAGUUGAGACUUAAGAUGAAUGAGGCAAGAAAAGCCAAUCAAACAGCAAUGGUAGCUGAAAAGAAAAAAAUGGAAGCCCCACAAGAAUCAAGGGGUAUUUCUAAACAAAAGUGGCUUGAGGAGAGGAAGAAAAAAAUCGGUAAACUUUUAGAUGCAAAUGGUUUGGAUAUGACAAAGGCAUAUAUGUUGGAUACACAAGAGGCAGCUGAGGUGAAAUAUAAGAAAUGGGAAAAGGGUCCUGCUCCAUUUGGUUGGGAUGUGUUCAAUCAGAAGACACUAUAUAAUGCAUAUAAAAAGCGAACAAUGAACAUUGAGGUCGACUUAGAAGAAUAUAACAAAAUGAAAGAAUCUGAUCCUGAGUUCUAUCGUGAAGCCUCAAGUCUCCAAUAUGGGAAGGCACCAAAGAUCUCUGAGGAGAAGGUUGACAGGAUGGUAAAAGAACUUAAGGAUCGGGAAGAGAAGCGCAACUCAUUUAGUCGAAGGAGGAAGUUCCGCGAAGAGAAGGAUAUUGAUUCAAUCAAUGACCGUAAUGAACAUUUCAACAAGAAGAUUGAACGAGCUUUUGGUAAAUACACACUGGAGAUUAAGAAUAAUCUUGAGCGAGGAACUGCUUUGCCCGACUAAGAUGCUUGUUUAUAAAUUUGAGGGGUGGAAAUCUGAAGUAAACUAUCUCGGCUAAAGUGUAUCAGCGCAGCAUUAAUCAAACUUCACUACUGGAUGCAAAAUGUUAUCUAUUUGGUUGUCAUUUGACAACUUUUAAAGUGAAAGAUAUUCCUCUUGCGGUUAUAAACCACAAGAGCAACUGAAUUCUAGUGGUUUGACAUUGGCUUUGUAUGUUUAGAAAGAGCUUUUACCUGUCAGUGCUCAUUCAGUCAAAACAUAACCUAUGUAAAAAGAUAUAGCUUUUGUCCAAUUUGGAAGAAGAGUGGAGUUUCUUAUUA